AUGAAAUCCAUAUACAUUGUCGGCAUAAUCAUACUUAUGGCAGAAACAGAGUGUUUUAUUCAAGACACCACGAGCAUUAAAAUUUUAGAGGAACAAAGGACACUCUUAAGAAAAUUGCAAAAUUUCCAAGAUCCGAAAGAUGAGAAACCUUUGACGUGGAACGAGAUGCUCGCAGACGUAUUAGUGAACAGAAUAAAGAUAUUAUCAUUCAACAAAGUGAACGAAAACGAAAUAAUCGAAGAUAGUAAGCCAUCAAAGGCGAAAAACUUUAUAAGGUCGUACUUCAGUGAGGUGAUGUUGUUAUUCAAGAAUUGUAUUUACGAUAAAUUCGUGACGAAAUACGAAGAACCAGAUUAUAAGGAGGAAGAUUUAGGAACUGAUGCACCUGAAGUUUUUAUUACUGAUGAUAUUGACAGUUUAAAUGAUGAUGUGGAACUCAUAGAACCGAAGUAUCAUGGGAAACAAAUUGUGGUGGAACCAGAAGGAGCUGAAGACAAGGCUAUAGUUGGCUGUCCUGAAGGAACUGAGAAGGAUCAUAAAGGGAGCUGUGUGAAGGCACAUUCUCGGCUGCUCAUAGCAGUGCCCAGUCAAUGCCCGAUGGGCUACAGACGAGAUAGAUUAGGAUUUUGUAGAGCUGUGUUCUCCUUUUAG
Molecule: messenger RNA, 651 nt
Organism: Spodoptera littoralis (African cotton leafworm)
Lineage: Eukaryota; Metazoa; Arthropoda; Insecta; Lepidoptera; Noctuidae
Source: the annotation of a GenBank genome assembly